Messenger RNA from Pungitius pungitius (ninespine stickleback), 713 nucleotides. It is a transcript of the gene npvf, whose product is annotated as neuropeptide VF precursor. The transcript is spliced from 3 exons. Gene Ontology annotation, biological process: neuropeptide signaling pathway; negative regulation of gonadotropin secretion. The record is from RefSeq and is a predicted model, not a curated record. NCBI's taxonomy places the organism in Eukaryota, Metazoa, Chordata, Actinopteri, Perciformes, Gasterosteidae. Gene Ontology annotation, molecular function: signaling receptor binding. Bases 31 to 651 code for a protein of 206 amino acids.
UAAGGGUGGUCAGCGCCCCCCGAGAGAACAAUGUCUCCGGCCAACGUGUCGAACACAGCGAUCCUGUCGGCCCUCCUGAUGCUGGGGGGCCUUGGGGGAGCAGCGGCGUCCGACCCGCAGGUCUAUUGGAAAUCUAUCAACAGUGACAAGACUUUGCCGAGCGGCGCCGGUGGAGGACACACCGCGAGGAGGCAGCCGCACACGCAGGCAACGAGUGAAAUCCGCAGGAGUUUGGACCUCGAGAGCUUCCGCGUACUCUCGACCCCCAGAACCUACAGAAUCAGCCUCCCAAACAUCAUCAAGCUGCACCCGCCCACCGCCACGCCGGCCCACCUGCACGCCAACAUGCCCAUGCGCUUUGGACGGGAAAGCGAUCCGGCUGACGACACCAAUUCGACCCCCAACAUGCCCCAGAGGUUUGGCCGGUCCUGGGGGGGCAUUCAAAGGUGCGCCGAGGGCCCCAAAAUCAUCAGAGAAGCACCGGGCCCAGUGCUGCCUCAGAGAUUUGGGAGAAGCAGUCCAUACAGGAGUCUUCUUAGGACUCUCGUCAAUAAAAAGUUAUUGAACACUGGCUUGUACUGGGAUGAAGACUUUGACUUCACAGCCGGCUCAGAUGAGGUGGAGACGGAAGACAAGUCUUUGAGAGGAUGAAAGAUCAGAAAAGCCAACGGAAGAAAAUAUCAGUGUUUUUACUGUGAAGACAAAGCAUUACA